This is a messenger RNA of Drosophila biarmipes, 1466 nucleotides long. RefSeq lists its product as uncharacterized. Lineage: Eukaryota; Metazoa; Arthropoda; Insecta; Diptera; Drosophilidae. The transcript has 3 exons. The record is from RefSeq and is a predicted model, not a curated record. Bases 60 to 1334 code for a protein of 424 amino acids.
AAUUAGUUGGCUCCGAAACGCAAGCGCUAUAGUGUCGCACGGGCAAUAGAACAAGAAAUAUGGUGGUUGUGAAGAACGAACAGAAGAUCUCGGUGCCGGAGUACCUGAACGAACAGUUCUUCACGGACACCCUCGAAGAGGGUCUGAGGGAGUCGAAGGUGACGCUGAAGGAAGUGAACUUUGAGUGGGGCAGCAACCCGGGGGACAACUACUGCUCGGCCAUCUACAGGGUGGGCCUGACGUUCGCAAAGUGGGCCGACGGCAAGGAGUCUGCAGCCACGGAGCAGCUCUCGGUGAUUGUGAAGACCAUUCCGAUCAGCGAAGCCACCCAGUUUCUGGAGGACGUCAAUGUGUUCAUCAAAGAGAAGCAGACCUACACCGAUGUCCUGCCCCGUCUGGAUAUCCUGAGUCGAGGCGACACAUUUGGGGCCAAAUACUACCACUCCGUGAAGACGCCCGUUCAGACCAUUGUGUUCAGCGACCUCAAGGUGGAGGGCUACAAGGUGGCCUCUCGGGAGGCAGGUCUCGACUGGAACCACGCCUCGCUGAUCCUGCAGCAGCUGGGAAAGUUCCAUGCCACGUCCAUGGUGCUGGCCAAGAAGGACCCGGCCAUUGUAGGGAAGUACUCCCGAGGCAUGCUCAGCGAGGACACUCUGAUGAAGAGCGACACCUUCGAGCAAAUGUUUGGCGGCUUCCUCAAGGGCCUGGUCAAAAGUUCCACCGCUUGGCCCGGUUUUGAGAAGAUAACCAAGAAUCUUCAGCGCCUCUUGGACAACUUCCGGUCCGUUUGCGCGUCUGCAGCCAAGCCGAAGGAGGGCGAUCGGUACGUGGUGCUGAAUCACGGCGACAUGUGGACCAACAACUUCAUGUACGCCUACGAGAAUGCCUCGGAGCCCGCGGUUCCCACGCGCGCCAUCUUCGUGGACUUUCAACUGAGCUUCUACGGCAGUCCAGCGUGCGAUCUGAACUUCUUCCUGAACACCAGCAUCAAGCUGGAGUUGCUGAAGGAGCGUCGCGAGGACCUCAUCAAGGUGUACUACGCGGCCUUCAAGGACGCUCUGGAGUACGCCCGCUUCGAGGACAUUCCCACCUUCGAGGACCUGCAGUACGAGCUGCGCAGCCGCGAGACCUACGGGCUCUUCGGCCUGUUCGCCUUCCUGCCCAUGAUCACCAUGCCCAAGGCGCUGGCCCAGGACAACAGCAUCGAGAACAUGCAGGACGAGGCCUUCAAGCAGCGCAAGAUGGACGCCAUUUUUUCGCAGAAGUUCCUGAACGACCACCAGAAGUGGGCCCUGCAGCGAGCCGACUCCCUCGGCGUCUUCGGCGACUACUAGGGCGUUGGCCUGGCACUGGGAGCUGGGGAUAUUCAACCUUUGUGAUAUGAACUGAGUUACCUCCGGGGCGUCCGAACCGUUGAUGAGGUAUUGCUUUUAAAGCAAUAAUAAAAUAAUUUAAUAAAAAUUUAA